CAGUAGCUCAGUCGUUACCACCACCGACACCGACUGGAGUGCAGCAACAGACCGGGCAGAGCGGACGCCUGUCCGGAUGGAGGACGAACCGAUCACUUGAUUCGUGGCGGUACUCGUGGCAUGCGGCAUGAUCGGCGUCUGGGAAUGUAAUAUUUUUUGCGGAAAACGGGCUCACGUGCAGAGUUGUUGUUCCUGGGAUGUGAUUAUGAUUCCAUUAUGUUGCGUGCACAGUCAGCGUGAUUUGCUAUGGUGAUACUACGAGCUAACCCCGAGCUAGCAGAGGGAUUGUUUUGGGAGAUACCUAUUUGAAAAAAGAACUCACACGUUGACACAUGAAUUAGACGCUUUUUCGUGAGUUUUCGUCAAGCUGGAACACGAGGGGGAAUGUCUAACCAAGGAGUUAGGAGAAAUGGCCCAGUAAAGCUGCGGUUGACAGUCCUGUGUGCAAAGAACCUCGCAAAGAAAGACUUCUUUCGAUUGCCAGAUCCAUUUGCCAAAGUAGUGGUGGAUGGUUCAGGACAAUGCCACUCUACAGAUACUGUGAGAAAUACAUUGGACCCAAAGUGGAAUCAACAUUAUGAUCUAUACAUUGGGAAGGCAGAUUCCAUUACUAUCAGUGUAUGGAACCACAAGAAGAUCCAUAAAAAGCAGGGGGCAGGGUUCCUUGGCUGUGUCCGCCUUCUGUCUAACGCCAUCAACAGACUCAAAGACACAGGCUAUCAGAGACUGGAUCUGAAUAAGCUGGGACCCAAUGACAAUGAUACUGUGAGAGGACAGAUAGUAGUAAGUCUCCAGUCCAGAGAUCGUAUCGGGACCGGAGGACCAGUAGUGGACUGCAGUCGCCUGUUUGAUAAUGACUUACCUGACGGCUGGGAAGAAAGAAGGACAGCAUCUGGAAGGAUACAGUACCUGAACCACAUCACACGCACCACGCAGUGGGAGAGACCCACCAGACCAGCAUCAGAGUACUCCAGCCCAUCAGGACGUCCGCUGAGCUGCGUGGUGGACGAGAACACGCCAGUGAUGACACCCGUUAAUGGUGCCGAAGCCAGUGGUGCUCUGGGCGAACAUCGGAUCCAGGAGAGACGGGUUCGAUCACAGCGGCAUCGUAACUACAUGAGUCGAACACACCUGCAUACGCCGCCUGACCUGCCUGAGGGAUAUGAACAAAGAACAACUCAGCAGGGGCAGGUCUACUUCCUCCACACACAGACUGGAGUCAGCACCUGGCAUGACCCCCGAGUGCCCAGGGACUUAAGCAAUGUAAACUGUGAGGAGCUGGGCCCGCUGCCACCAGGCUGGGAGAUCAGGAACACUGCUACCGGACGCGUCUACUUUGUCGACCACAACAAUCGAACAACACAGUUCACAGAUCCACGACUGUCUGCUAACCUGCAUCUAGUGCUAAACAGCCCAAGCCCAAAUGGUUCCCGUGUGGCCAUGGAAAGCCAAAACACUAACCUCAGUCAUCCACCUCAGUUGAAGGACCAGGGUGGUCCUGGUGGCCCUCAGCAAGCUCUGUCCCCAGCUCAGUUGCCCGAAGAAGCAGAGUGCCUGACGGUGCCCAAAUACAAGAGAGACCUGGUGCAGAAGCUGAAGAUCCUGCGACAGGAACUCUCUCAGCAACAACCCCAGGCCGGACACUGCCGCAUCGAGGUCUGCCGUGAGGAGAUCUUUGAGGAGUCAUACCGGCAGGUGAUGAAGAUGCGUCCUAAAGAUCUUUGGAAAAGACUGAUGAUCAAAUUCAGAGGAGAAGAGGGGCUGGAUUAUGGCGGGGUUGCAAGGGAAUGGUUGUACCUGUUGUCCCACGAGAUGCUGAACCCCUACUACGGCCUGUUCCAGUACUCCAGAGAUGACAUCUACACUCUGCAGAUUAACCCAGACUCUGCUGUCAACCCAGAGCAUCUGUCAUACUUCCACUUUGUGGGGCGCAUCAUGGGCAUGGCGGUGUUUCACGGCCACUACAUUGACGGAGGAUUCACUCUGCCCUUCUACAAACAGCUGCUGGGAAAACCGAUCACGCUGGACGAUAUGGAAUCUGUUGACCCCGACCUCCACAACAGUCUUGUCUGGAUUCUGGACAACGACAUCACUGGUGUCCUGGACCACACGUUCUGUGUGGAGCACAAUGCCUAUGGAGAAAUCAUCCCACAUGAACUUAAGCCCAACGGGAAAAGUAUCUCUGUGACAGAGGACACCAAGAAGGAGUAUGUCAGGCUUUAUGUAAACUGGCGUUUCCUUCAUGGCAUCGAGGCUCAGUUUCUGGCCCUGCAGAAAGGCUUCAAUGAGGUUAUUCCGCAGCAUCUGCUCAAAUCCUUCGACGAGAAGGAGCUGGAGCUGAUCGUGUGUGGCCUGGGGAAGAUUGACAUCUCUGACUGGAAGUCUAACACUCGUCUGAAGCACUGCACCCCCGACAGCAACAUCGUCAAGUGGUUUUGGAAAGCUGUGGAGUCGUUUGACGAGGAGAGGAGGGCUCGGCUGCUGCAGUUUGUUACCGGCUCGUCUAGAGUCCCACUGCAGGGCUUCAAGGCUUUACAGGGCGCUGCAGGGCCCAGACUCUUCACCAUUCAUCAGAUCGAUGCCAACACCAAUAACCUGCCCAAAGCCCAUACCUGCUUCAAUCGGAUUGACAUUCCGCCCUACGAGAGCUACGACAAACUAUACGACAAGCUACUGACGGCGAUCGAGGAGACGUGUGGCUUCGCAGUGGAAUGAGAGCCAAAUAUGAGAGCGUUUGUGUCUGAACAUGUGUAACUGUGCAGGACUCUGAUAGAUGAAAACCGUCACUGCGACGUGCUGACAGGCUCGAUCAGAACCGACAGUCUUCCUCUUCUCUCACCACGGUCCACAUUCUUCCCUUAUCGAUAUCUGUUUGAACAGCUGCUAUAGAGUCCUCCCCAUCAUGUUUUUCUUCCUUCUUUUUUUGGUUUAGUUCUUGUGAAAUACAGACAGCGAACUAGGAGCUGCUAAGAGCUGCUUAACAUUUUUGUUUCUUACCAGGAUUGUUGGUUUUUUUUAAGUCAGUUUUGCUUUGCAGUCACAAAAAGAAUCUAAUGCGAUUAGGAAACAUGUCAACUUCCACUUGAACGUCUUAUAUAAUGUUUCUCUCUUCCCAAACAUUUGACAACCAUGAUUCACUAUUUUGUUUUUCAACUUUCACUGACUGAUCCAUGUCAUGCUACUGAAUCUCUAACACUGCAGGUAGCCAUAUGUUUCCCUUCGUAGCCAUCUCAACCUCACCUUAUACACCUUCUGGUCCUCAUGUCUGCAGAGUUGGUGUGCUUCAUCUUGUGGCGGUGCUACAAAUUCAUCCUACCUCAGUGUAAUGCUUCGAUAAUUGACGGGUUUCAUUCCAAAAUGCUAUGUAUCAUCCUUCGAGAGGGUCACUAGACGAUUUAAUUCCAAACUAGAAAAGAAUCUCUGUAGUUUGUACAGCUGAGCGAUCCAUAGUUAAUUUGAUUUUCACACCAGCGUCCAUUUUGUACCUUUCAAACCAUAUCAUUUGAGUAGCAAACAUGUCAUUUUGAAAUGGAACUCAUGCCAGCUGACUUGGGUGUCGGUCUGAAGUUUUGUGGCAGAUUGAGGGACGCACUGUGGUGAAGAAGAAGGUAUGAAUUAUGUUUUUUCCAUAAAUUGCUGCAGUGUGGCCACAGCUCUUGUAAACGUGUGUGUCUGUACGCUUCUGCAUGUGUGUGCAAAUGAACAUUUGUAUACAAGGAAAGUCGACACGUAGUUUCCCUUCAUCUCCUCCCACAGCGUCCUGUGUGUCACUGCAGAGCUAAUUGAACCUCACUGUUUGAGCCUCUUCCUUUUCUCUUAUUCACACGUUUGUCUCCAGCAGUAUGCAUGUUUUUAUUUUUAUUUUAUUUUUUUUAUAUCUACUCAAGCUUAACCCAGCACACUUGAUGUCAGAUUAUAUGUGAAAACUGUCCACACGGGAUGAGGCUUGAUACAAAGCUAUUCAAAGCAGAUGUCUAUUUUGUAGUCACAUCAUCAGUAUGAAUAGGCAGAAGUAUUUCUUUCUUUCGCUCUCUCUCGUCACUUUAGAGCACUUUACAAACUGAGCAGUGAUGGCAGGAGUGCUUUCUUCACAUUAGAUUAAAAUAUAUCAUUUUUCAUUUGCUAUACAACUACAUUAGAAAUAUUCAGAGAUAAAAAAGUAUCUAUACACCUGUAAUUUUUGAGUAUAUAUGUACAAAUACAUAGCUAUUUUGUAUAUUGUUGCUUGUUUGUUCUAUUCAGUUUAAAUGCAAGCAUGUUGGUGUCUGUCACAGACCUUUUUGCAUUCUCAGGUGAAGUCGUCCUUUGUUUUUUUUGUUUUUGUUUUUUUAAUUUUCCAUUAGGCUCGUAUGUGAGGAGGGGUAAAACUGGUUGCAAUUGAAACUAUAUACAGAGGCCCUGUCUUAAACCUGCGUUAAUGAAAACCUGGCAGUUUAAAGCGACAUUUUCUUUCGGGCUGUCAAACGCAUACCUUCAUAGGAGAACAUGAAUGGCCACAUUUGCUGCUCUGAGGGUCUGUGCCGCCACUGAACACCUAAUAGCACAGAUGACAAUAUUAUUUGAUAUGCAUAGGAGCAGUCUGUCUACAACAUGAAUUUUAAAGGCAAAAAAAAAGAACAGACUUUAUGCUGUUGGUGGCCUGAGAUCCUUUAGAGCUGCAAAUGUUGGAGGUUGACUGCUGCUGAAUUCUGGGUGCUACACGGUGAAAACGCUCAACCAAAGCGAAAAGUCACUGAGAAGCAGAGAGGCAACAGUGAGGAGCAUCUCCAUCAACAGCCUCUAUCCACAAAACCCACUGCAUGAAUGGAUGCUUGAGAGAUAAAGCCUAUUUAUUUGCAGAAUUGUUGCUCUUAGAAAAUGUUCUGACUAGGAAAAAUCUCUUAAAUAUUCUUUAAUUUGUUUUUGUAUGCUGCCUGCAUUUAUUUGCAAACACAAACAGCUUUGCCAGCAGAUUCUCCCAGUAUCAAACCUUGAUUUUUAAAUUUUUUUUUUUAAGUUUGUGGUCACGAGACAAAACAAAUUGUGUGUUUUUGUGCAGUUACACAGAAUUUAUUUGAUCUUACCUUUUAUAACUUUACUCAGAGGCAGAAAAGAAAUGCAUAACAAGUUUUUUUGCACACAUUAUGCAUACUUGGGCUCCAAGUUAUAAUCCAACACUUCCUUCUAUUUACCAAAUAGUUAUUGGACUGAUUAUUAUUUUUAUGUAGAUAACAUAUAUAUAAAUAUAUAUAUACACACACACACAGACACACGUUCUUGAUAUGCACACGUAUGUUUGUCCUGCAGACGCAGUCCACUUCUGCUCUUUAACUUUCUGUUGGCGUCACAUUUUUCUGGCUGUUUUAGUUGCUUCCAGACAAGAGGAAAUUGCACUUUUCUCAGUUUAGCAGCCGAAUCGAUCCGACGGUCUCACCAACUUUGAAUUUGCAGGUUAUUUAACUUGUGUCAAGUGUCUGUGAUAUAUUGAGAUCUUUGUCUGCUAUGAUUGAUCUUAGACAGCUACGGCCAAAAUCACGUGAUUAAAUAAUGAUGUAAAAAAACAAAACAAGCUGUUUAAUGUUUGGCAAACUCUCUCUCCCCACGCUUUAAUGACAAAUUUACAGGUUUAUGUGCAAAUACUUGUGUGUGUGUGUGUGUUAAUGACUUUUGAUUGAAUCCAGUACAAAAAAAAAGUUUUUUAACUGCACCAUGUUUUUCUUUUGAUUUCUAUCUGUUUUUGUAUUUAUUAUUACAGUAUAUGUGUUCAUAGUUUUUCACAUCAGCUGCUCUGUGAGUUUGUAACUGACACCUGUACACAAGGACAAUAAAGAAGCUAAGUAAUAAACUUCUUGUACCCUUGCAGAAAGCUGAGCAAUAAAACUAUGCUGUUCGGACCUAACAGCAUUAUGUUUUAUAGAAA
Molecule: messenger RNA, 5899 nt
Organism: Amphiprion ocellaris (clown anemonefish)
Lineage: Eukaryota; Metazoa; Chordata; Actinopteri; Pomacentridae
Product: E3 ubiquitin-protein ligase SMURF2-like
Exons: 20
Coding region: 385-2715 (776 amino acids)
Biological process (GO): ubiquitin-dependent protein catabolic process; negative regulation of BMP signaling pathway
Molecular function (GO): ubiquitin protein ligase activity; protein binding
Source: RefSeq, a predicted model, not a curated record